AACCACCUUUUCCUCUUAACCCUUGGUGAUAAACUUUUCCUCGCACCGUUGCAAAACCCGAAGAAAGUCUUGGACAUAGGCACUGGGACCGGGCUGUGGGCCAUGGACUUUGCAGACCAAUUUCCAGAGGCAGAGGUCAUUGGCACUGAUCUAUCACCCGUUCAGCCGGGUGUUGCCCCACCAAACCUUCGGUUUGAGAUCGACGACUGUUGCAGCGAAUGGACGUAUCCAGAAAACAGCCUUGAUUUCAUUCAUGUGCGUUGCCUGUACGGGAGCAUAGCGGAUUGGCCCGCAUUUUACCAAGAGUGCCUUAGGCAUUUGCGACCCGGGGGCUAUAUAGAACAUGCCGAAUUCUCCGUCGCGCCCAAGUCGGAAGACGGUUCCGUGACAGAAGGGAGCAUUUUUGAUCAAUGGGGAAAAUUUGCGAUUAGCGCAGGCGAAAAGAUUGGAAAGACAUUUGAAGUUGAGGCGAAGAUGAAGGGCUGGGUCGAGGAAGCCGGUUUUGAAGAUGUGACCGAGCGUCGAGGCAAAUGGCCAAUUGGAGCCUGGAGCAGUGAUCCGAAGCUAAAGGAGUUGGGCCGCUGGAAUGCACUGCACUGGGAGGAGGGAAUGGAGGGCUGGAAGAUGGCUUUGGCCACUAGAGUUCACGGGGUAAGACAAUCGCCGGUCACGACGGAUUUCUGAAACUCAUCGGGGCCUAUAGUUUACGUAUACCGGUGUUCAAGACUUUCUCGCCCAGGUCAGGGAAGCCAUGCGUGAUCGACAUAUCCAUGCCUACCAUGAGGUGUAAGUGUUUCAGGUGUGAUACGCUGACAUAUUCUGACUGUUGAAUGAUAGAGCCGUAGUAUAUGGUCGAAAGCCACUUUGACGGGUGAUUAAGUUAGAAAGCUUGGAUAUUUUAGUACUGAAAUGGAAACCACCAGAUUAACGAAUU
This is a messenger RNA of Xylona heveae TC161, 934 nucleotides long. RefSeq names its product S-adenosyl-L-methionine-dependent methyltransferase. The record is from RefSeq and is a predicted model, not a curated record. The transcript has 4 exons. Gene Ontology annotation, molecular function: methyltransferase activity. NCBI's taxonomy places the organism in Eukaryota, Fungi, Ascomycota, Xylonomycetes, Xylonales, Xylonaceae. The coding region runs from base 103 to 684 and encodes 193 amino acids.